Dentiscutata erythropus is the source of this 221-nucleotide messenger RNA. The record is from the annotation of a GenBank genome assembly. NCBI's taxonomy places the organism in Eukaryota, Fungi, Glomeromycota, Glomeromycetes, Diversisporales, Gigasporaceae.
GUGACAGGAUUACACUUAGCAAACUUCAGCUUGAUCAAAAACACUUUUACAAAGUCUUGCAAAUUAAGUCGGCCAAACUUCCAUUUUCAUUUGAUGAAAGCGAAUUAAAAAAUACACAAAAAGAGUUGAAAAAACUAACGUGUUCAACAGUGAGAAGUUGGUUAUUGGUACCAAACAAUAUUGCAACAUGGGAAGGUGUUGGAAUAACAUAUGAAGGUUAA